AUGAAGGCGUGCUUCAUUUUCUGUACAUGGCUUGCGUCAACCGCGUUGGCCGCGCGACAGGCCGUCGGCUCGCUCAGCGCUGCAGAUCAAGCGACCCUCCAGCAACAACUCGCCAAGUGGAAGACACUCUACGGCCCCAUCGCCAAAGCCAACGGGUUUCUCCCACAACUCAACACAGAGUCUGUCGACAGCAACGGCUACUCGGUCGAGGAGCUCCAGCGAUUCCACAACACCGUCCAAGACGCCCAAGAAGCCGCGGCGGCCAACCCAGACGCCGAGUUCAGUCCGUUCAACCAGGCGCAACUUCACCAGCGCCAUCCCGCUGCCGGAGACUGA
Messenger RNA from Aphanomyces invadans, 336 nucleotides. RefSeq lists its product as hypothetical. The transcript is spliced from 2 exons. The record is from RefSeq and is a predicted model, not a curated record. NCBI's taxonomy places the organism in Eukaryota, Oomycota, Saprolegniomycetes, Saprolegniales, Verrucalvaceae. The coding region runs from base 1 to 336 and encodes 111 amino acids.